Messenger RNA from Dipodomys ordii (Ord's kangaroo rat), 1289 nucleotides. RefSeq names its product abhydrolase domain containing 1 (gene Abhd1). Lineage: Eukaryota; Metazoa; Chordata; Mammalia; Rodentia; Heteromyidae. The record is from RefSeq and is a predicted model, not a curated record. The transcript has 9 exons. Gene Ontology annotation, molecular function: acetylesterase activity; monoacylglycerol lipase activity. Bases 55 to 1269 code for a protein of 404 amino acids. Gene Ontology annotation, biological process: medium-chain fatty acid catabolic process; medium-chain fatty acid biosynthetic process.
GAGCUGGAGCCGGCCCCCAGAGCCUGGGAGCUGGGACCUCUCAACCUGCACAGGAUGCUGGCUUUCUCCGUGAGUCCCCAGAGCGGCUCUUGGACCGAGACUUUCUCCCUGCUCUUGCUUCUUGGCGUUGGCCUCUACUUGGGCUACUACUGGGCAUGUGUGCCCCAGAGGCCUCGUUUGGUUGCUGGGCCCCAGUUUCUGGCCUUCCUGGAACAAUACUGUCCUAUCACUGUGAAGACUUUCUACCCUACGCUGUGGUGUUUUGAGGGACGGCUACAAACUAUCUUACGAGUCUUCAUGCAGCCAAAACGCCGAGUUCCUUAUCAGAGUGAAGUUAUCCAAACCCCAGAUGGAGGCCAGUUCCUGCUCGACUGGGCUGAGCAGCCUAAUAGUGGCCACUCCUCUGACCCUACCAGCCAGCCCAUAGUGUUGCUACUUCCAGGCAUCAGUGGCAGUAGCCAGGAGCCCUACAUCUUGUACCUGGUUGACCAAGCCUUGAGGGAUGGCUACAGGGCCGUCGUAUUUAAUAACCGAGGCAGCAGAGGAGAGGAACUGCUGACCCACAGGGCUUAUUGUGCCAGCAACACUGAAGAUCUAGAGACAGCUGUGAACCACAUAAAGUGCCGCUAUGCCCAAGCUCCACUACUGGCUGUGGGCAUCUCUUUUGGAGGUAUAUUGGUGCUGAACUACCUGGCACGAACUGGGAAGGCUGGCAGGCUGGUGGCAGGACUGACUCUGUCUGCAUGCUGGGAUUCCUUUGAGACUGUGCGCUCGCUGGAGACCCCCCUCAACUCAUUACUCUUCAAUCAGCCCCUCACGGCAGGGCUCUGCCAGCUUGUGGACAGAAACAGAAAGACGAUUGAAAAGGUGUUGGAUGUAGACUUCGUGGUAAAGGCCCGCACAAUUCGCCAGCUUGAUGAGCGCUACACAGCUGUGGCCUUUGGGUAUAAAGACUGUGAUGACUAUUACCAAGCAUCGAGCCCAAGAACCAAAGUAGAUGCCAUCCAGACGCCAGUGCUCUGCCUCAAUGCGGCAGAUGACCCCUUCUCCCCAGCCCAUGCUUUUCCUCUGCAGGCCAUCCAGCGUUCUCCCAAUGUCGCAUUGCUUGUCACGGCUCGCGGUGGCCACAUUGGCUUCCUGGAAGGACUGCUACCCUGGCAGCACUGCUACAUGAGCCGCCUCCUGCAUCAGUAUGCCAGAGCCAUCUUCCAGCACCCGGCAGAGCUGCUGGACCUCAGGGCACACUCGUCUAAAAAUGGAAAGAGCUGACAAGAGAGAGCCAUUUGGGG